Messenger RNA from Gambusia affinis (western mosquitofish), 1515 nucleotides. Its product is annotated as coagulation factor X-like. Gene Ontology annotation, biological process: blood coagulation; proteolysis. Gene Ontology annotation, molecular function: serine-type endopeptidase activity; calcium ion binding. The transcript has 6 exons. The coding region runs from base 87 to 1190 and encodes 367 amino acids. The record is from RefSeq and is a predicted model, not a curated record. Lineage: Eukaryota; Metazoa; Chordata; Actinopteri; Cyprinodontiformes; Poeciliidae.
GUCCACAUUAAGUGAGUCCCUGCUGGUCCUGUUGGUGUAUUUGUUGAGUGUGAGCAGCUGAGUCAGAGCUGAAGCCAUCAAACAUCAUGUCUGUGUUUCUGCUCGCCAUCUGCCUCCUGGGAGGUUCCUUCCUCCAGGUGUUCAGCCAAGACAAAGGUCUUUGCGACAAUGAGAACGGUGGCUGUAAACAUUUCUGCCAUGUUGUUGGAGGAAAUGUAGUGUGUGCCUGUGCUGACGGUUACUUCCUGGCACAGGACAACCAAUCCUGCAACUCCAAUGAGACUUUUAGAUGCGGCGCCAUCGUCACUGAUGUCCAGGGACAGAACAGAACCGAGAAGAGAAGCUUCACAGAGGAGCAACAUGAGGAACAGAGGAACAGCAGCAGUCAGAUCAGCUCAGACAGGGAAGCACAGACGGGGACCAUCAAUGGACAGGACUGUCCACCAGGACACUGUCCAUGGCAGGCUCUCCUGAUCAACGAGGACAACAUCGGAUUCUGUGGGGGAACGAUUCUGACCGAGUACAUCAUCCUGACUGCGGCUCAGUGCGUGGCCCAAACCCGGUACCUCAAAGUCAGGCUCGGUGUCUUCAACACGUCCCACAGUGGUGGUAACGAAGCCUUGCAUGUGGCGGACGCCAUCGUCACUCACCAUGGUUACAGCCCACAGACCUACUUCAAUGACGUUGCUCUGGUAAAACUAGCCACGCCCAUCAGGUUCACCAGGUACAUGCUGCCAGCCUGCAUGCCGGAGCCAGACUUCAUGGAGAAGGUUCUGAUGCGGCAGCCGGAUGCGCUGGUCAGCGGUUUUGGAUAUCUCGGUGAGGGUCAACCGUCUGACAUCCUACAACGCCUCUUUCUGCCCUACGUGGAUUGGCAAACCUGCAUGGACUCAACGCCGCUCAGCAUCUCCUUACGAAUGUUUUGCGCCGGCUACGACUCAAUGGGGGAAGAUUCCUUUCAGGGCGACAGCGGCGGCCCGCAUGUCACACGUUACCAUGGCACCUUCUUCAUCACCGGGAUCAGGAGUUGGGGCAAAGGUCACACCCACAAAGGAAAGUUUGGCAUCUACACACAAGUGUCUAAGUUCAACCGCUGGAUCAAAGAGGGCAUCAAGAAGCUGACGCCGAUAGAGAAGCGCGGUACCAGGACGAAGAGGCACCACGGCGCCGUCAAACGGUUCCGUCUGUAGACGGUAAUCAUCCAGCAACUCCUGUACCUCUGUAAUUCAGACACAUGGAAACUUUCUACUGAAAUACGUCAUGCUAAUGGAGAGGAGUCCCUCAGGGCUGUUAGUUUAGGCUCCUGGGCUUUCAGUGUUGUUUUGGUUUUGUUAUGGAACCGACUAAUAAAAGUAAAAUCUUGUUAGUUGAAGCAUUUGUAGCAAAUACAUCUUACAGUAGCUGCCAGAACUAAUAACACUAUUAAGAUUAGUCUAGUCAAAAAAAUGUUUUUCUGUAUUUUGUAUAAUCCAGUGACUAAAAUAAAGAUUUGAAUUAUAGAAACAAAAACUAAGA